Messenger RNA from Dicrocoelium dendriticum, 492 nucleotides. The record is from the annotation of a GenBank genome assembly. Lineage: Eukaryota; Metazoa; Platyhelminthes; Trematoda; Plagiorchiida; Dicrocoeliidae.
AUGUCUGGUGAUCAGCCUACUCCCUCCACACCUCAGGUACUCUGGGCUCAGAGGAAGGACAUUUUAUACGUCACUAUCUCCCUAGGAGAUGUAAAAGACAAGGUGAUGGUUGUAAAGGACGGUUCGCUGCAUUUCAGGGAGUUUUACAGUCAGGUGGAUCCUGAGAGUGUGAGGCAAGCCAACACGUGCAGAGAGAUAUUCCUCGUAAUUAAGAAGAAGGAAUCUGGUUUCUGGCCACGUUUGUUGUCUACUUCUGCGAAACAACCUUGGCUACGUGUUGAUUUCAAUCGCUGGAAAGAUGAGGAUGAAUCGGAGCCCGAAUUCGGCGGUAUGGACGGUGACUUUUCCCGUCUACUUUCUGGUAUGUCCGACAACGAUGUCCCCGACCCGGGCAUGGAUGAUUUCGACUCCGAUGACGAUGAUCUUCCAGACCUGGAUCCACCUCCUAAAACUCUCGAUGAAGAUGCUGUUGCCGUGGGCUACUCCGCAUAG